This is a messenger RNA of Phodopus roborovskii (desert hamster), 741 nucleotides long. RefSeq names its product claudin 17 (gene Cldn17). The record is from RefSeq and is a predicted model, not a curated record. NCBI's taxonomy places the organism in Eukaryota, Metazoa, Chordata, Mammalia, Rodentia, Cricetidae. Bases 67 to 741 code for a protein of 224 amino acids. Gene Ontology annotation, biological process: cell adhesion; bicellular tight junction assembly. Gene Ontology annotation, cellular component: plasma membrane; bicellular tight junction. The transcript has a single exon. Gene Ontology annotation, molecular function: structural molecule activity.
CUUCACCUUCUAAAUCUUGAGCAUCUCCUACCCUUCCACGCUGGACCAGUCUGCAGAGAAGAGACAAUGGCUUUUUAUCCCCUUCAGAUUGCUGGACUGGUUCUUGGGUUCUUCGGUAUGGUUGGGACGAUUGGCACGACACUUCUGCCUCAAUGGAGAGUAUCAGCUUUCAUUGGCAGCAACAUCAUUAUCUUUGAGAGGAUCUGGGAAGGGCUCUGGAUGAACUGCAUCCAGCAAGCUAUGGUCACGUUGCAGUGCAAAUUCUAUACCUCCAUUUUGGCUCUUCCACCAGUACUGGAGGCAGCACGUGCACUCAUGUGUGUGGCUAUUGCUCUUUCCUUGAUUGCUCUCAUUAUUGGCAUCUGCGGCAUGAAACACAUCCAGUGCACUGGCUCCAGUGAGAGGGUCAAAGCGUACCUGCUGGGAACCUCAGGAGUCCUCUUUAUUCUGACUGGUAUCUUCGUUCUGAUUCCGGUAUCCUGGACUGCCAACAUCAUCAUCAGGGAUUUCUAUGACCCAACCAUCCACGUUGGUCAGAAGCGAGAGCUUGGAGGAGCGCUCUUUCUUGGCUGGGCAACGGUUGCUGUCCUCUUCAUUGGAGGAGGGCUGCUCUGUGGAUAUUGCUGCUGCAACAGAGACAAACAGUGGCCCAGAUAUCCAGUCCCAGCGUACCGUGUGCCACAAAAAGAUAACCAAAGGAAGGUGACGGUGCCUAGCAAAACCUCAACCAGCUACGUCUAA